Molecule: messenger RNA, 1603 nt
Organism: Myxocyprinus asiaticus (Chinese sucker)
Lineage: Eukaryota; Metazoa; Chordata; Actinopteri; Cypriniformes; Catostomidae
Product: myoblast determination protein 1 homolog
Exons: 3
Coding region: 183-1010 (275 amino acids)
Biological process (GO): regulation of transcription by RNA polymerase II; positive regulation of myoblast differentiation; muscle organ development
Molecular function (GO): DNA-binding transcription factor activity, RNA polymerase II-specific; RNA polymerase II cis-regulatory region sequence-specific DNA binding; protein dimerization activity
Source: RefSeq, a predicted model, not a curated record
AGUAACUUUUAAAGGACCUGCGACUUCUAACAGUUGUCUUGAGCAUUAACUUGUUUCAAGAUUGAAAGGAACUUGUCUUAAUAUUCCUAUAUCCUUAAAAACCUUUCUAGAUCUAUAAUACUGCUUGGGAAUCAUUCAAGAUUACUCCAAGUAGGUCUUUUUUUUCCCCCUAAACAAUUUUGAUGGAGUUGUCGGAUAUUCCGUUCCCCAUCCCUUCAGCUGAUGAUUUCUACGAUGACCCUUGCUUCAACACCAACGACAUGCAUUUCUUCGAAGACCUGGACCCCAGGCUCGUCCAUGUGAGCCUGCUCAAGCCCGACGAGCAUCACCAUAUCGAGGACGAGCACGUCCGGGCGCCCAGCGGGCAUCACCAGGCCGGCAGGUGUCUGCUGUGGGCAUGCAAAGCCUGCAAGAGAAAAACCACUAAUGCUGACCGCCGCAAAGCCGCGACCAUGCGGGAGAGGAGGCGACUGAGUAAAGUGAACGACGCUUUCGAGACCCUCAAGAGAUGCACGUCCACCAACCCGAACCAGAGGCUGCCAAAGGUGGAGAUUCUGAGAAACGCGAUCAGUUACAUUGAGUCUCUGCAGGCGCUGCUCAGGGGUCAAGAAGAAAACUAUUACCCAGUUCUGGAACAUUACAGUGGAGACUCAGACGCCUCCAGCCCGAGAUCCAACUGCUCUGAUGGCAUGAUGGAUUUCAUGGGUCCCGCAUGUCAGUCGAGAAGAAGGAACAGUUAUGACAGCUCUUACUUCAACGAGACGCCAAAUGCUGAUGCACGGAAUAAUAAAAACGCAGUGGUGUCGAGUUUGGAUUGCCUAUCCAGCAUCGUGGAGAGAAUUUCCAAGGAGACCCCCGCGUGUCCCGUGUUGUCUUUGCCGGAGGGGCCCGACGGAAGCCCGUGUUCUCCCCAGGAAGGGUCUGUCCUGAGUGAGACCGGGGUCCCUGCACCCUCCCCGACCAACUGCCCCCAACAGAAGACUCAGGAUCCCAUCUACCAAGUGCUAUAAAGAUUCACAACAUUUCAGCAAAUUUAAAAAGACAAUCUGAAAGAAACAUUCAGCAGAAUAAAAAUGGCAAUUCCGAUCUUAACGACUAAAGUAAGACCUUUUCGAUCCACUGCUGGAAAACUAGGAACGAAUGAUCUUUCUUUCUUUCUUUCUUUCUUUCUUUCUUUCUUUCUUUCUUUCUUUCUUUCUUUCUUUCGCUCGCGCUUUUUUAUUCUUUAUUUUAUUUAUAUGCUGUGGAAAACAUCAAAUUCCAUUAUGAAAAAUUUGUCAGCAGAUCAGCAGAAGUGAGUUUCUUCACUAUGCUUAUUUAUAUAAUUGUAUCCACGUGACCAUAUGUUUCCCUUUGUGAGUAUGUUUUGUCACCAUCACCUUUUAUUUCCUAAUUAUUUACGAGAGAAUCGUAUUUCAGAAAAAGUAGGACCACUUUUGUACAUGUGUAAAUAAGAUCUGUUUUGUUAAAGCAAGGAAAAUGAACGAACAUUUAAUGUAUUUAAUUAUGCCUGUUUGAAACAUUAGCUUGUUGUGUCUUGUGUUAAACUUUAUAUUUAUACUUCUUAAACGAGUGAAUGUCGGAUUAAUAAAAAUAUAACUAU